GGUCCUCCGGUCUUCGCGGAAGGAACGCCAGCAUGGAAGGCUUAUCACCCAGUACCUCAGAUGACCCUCCAACUUCCACAGUCCUCUUGGACAGCUGCCACUUCUCUCAAGUCAUCUUUACAAACGUGGAGAAGUUCUACAUCCCUGGAGUGGACAUCACCUGCCACUACAACCUUUCCGAGUACAUCACUCCCCGCAGGAAAGACUGGGUGGGCAUUUUCAAGGUGGGAUGGAAGACGACGCGUGAAUAUUACACGUUCAUGUGGGCGCCGUUACCGAGCAGCCCCGACAAUGCUGAACAUCAACAAGUCCUGUUUAAGGCUUACUACCUGCCGAAGGAUGAUGAAUAUUACCAGUUCUGCUAUGUCGACCAAGACGGAAUAGUCCGUGGAGCCAGCGUCCCCUUUCAGUUCCGUGCAGUUGCCGAGGAUGACAUGCUGGUGGUUACUACACAGGGAGAAGUAGAGGAGAUUGAACAGAAAAAUAAAUCUCUGCUUCACGAAAACCAGAAACUGAAGGAAAAGUUAACAAAUCUCCAAAAGCGGAAUGAGGAUUUACAGGAGCAGAUAGACAUGGCAAAGGAGACAGCGAAAGAGCUUGAGGACAAAGUCCAUUUGUUGCAGAGUGGAACCAUGGAGCUUCAGAGAGCUCAGGAUCUCCAGGCUUUAGAGAUCAGCUCUGCCCACAAGGAACUGGCUGCCGUUAAGGAGGAUAACGUUAAACUGCAAGAGGAAAACCAGGAUCUUAAAAGAAGAUUGGAGGCUUUAAGGAGUGACAGCGAGACCCUCAGUUUAGACGCAAAACUUGCCAAAGGGGAGAUCAUUCGUCUGGAAAUCCAGAACAGCGACAAGGAGGCAGAACUACACCAGAUUAAAGAAGAGAAUAAACAGCUGUUGACUGAAAAGGAGCACCUGGAAAGCAAAUUGAAAGCUACCCUCAGUUGCGUGGAUCAGCUUAAGAAAAAUUAUGGCAAUUUGAAAAAGGAACUGGAGGAGAAGGCACUCUUGCUUCAGACCCUGCAGAAGGAAAAGGAUGAAAUGGACAUAGAGUCUCAGAGAUUAAAGCGGGAAAAUGAGGAUCUGAUGGCACACCUCCCUGAAGUCCUAGAUAAUGUACCUGCUGGAGCCUUCACUCAGUCAUCAAGAAAUGCUGCUCUUGUGUUCGGGAACCCGUAUUCUAGCACCCCAGAGCACCCUGAUCCAGACUUGGACUCCAUGAAAAAAUGUCCGAUGUGCUAUGAAGUCUUCCCUCCUGACCUUGAAGAGCGGUAUUCAGUCCACGUGCGAAGCCACUGUCUUGAAUGCCCGUAUUGCGAGGAGACUUUUGAUGUAUCUAACAAGCAAGUGUACGACGACCACGUCUUCUGCCACGGCUUAGACUAA
Messenger RNA from Euleptes europaea (tarantolino), 1382 nucleotides. It is a transcript of the gene CALCOCO2, whose product is annotated as calcium binding and coiled-coil domain 2. The transcript has 12 exons. Gene Ontology annotation, biological process: positive regulation of autophagosome maturation; xenophagy. The record is from RefSeq and is a predicted model, not a curated record. Gene Ontology annotation, cellular component: autophagosome; PML body. Bases 33 to 1382 code for a protein of 449 amino acids. NCBI's taxonomy places the organism in Eukaryota, Metazoa, Chordata, Lepidosauria, Squamata, Sphaerodactylidae.